Diceros bicornis minor is the source of this 3507-nucleotide messenger RNA. It is a transcript of the gene SLCO4A1, whose product is annotated as solute carrier organic anion transporter family member 4A1. Gene Ontology annotation, cellular component: membrane. NCBI's taxonomy places the organism in Eukaryota, Metazoa, Chordata, Mammalia, Perissodactyla, Rhinocerotidae. The coding region runs from base 153 to 2363 and encodes 736 amino acids. Gene Ontology annotation, biological process: transmembrane transport; sodium-independent organic anion transport. Gene Ontology annotation, molecular function: protein binding. The transcript is spliced from 12 exons. The record is from RefSeq and is a predicted model, not a curated record.
GCGGGCCGCGGAGGGUCGGGGCGCCUUCCUGGGGGCGCCGCCCAGGUUCGCCGGGCCCGACCUGCUGACGUCAGGAGCGCAGCAGAACAAACCGGCCCCUGGAAUACCGUUUCACAACUUCCGUUGCUGGCACUGUCACCCCCUCGGCAGAGAUGCCCCAACACUCGAUGGGGGACAAGCCCUUCAUCUCGAUGCCGCAGCUGGUCUUCCCCAGCCCACCCUCGGCCGGGGACAGCGGGUGUGGCCGCACCCCCCCCAGCAGGCGGGCGUCCCUCAGCUCGCCCCUGAGCCACAGCACCCUGCCUUCCGCUGCCCAUAGCCCCCUGGACUCCUGCAGCCGGCCGCUGUGCAAGCCGCCAGCCGAGAAGCUUGGGCCCCCGGCGGCCCGUGAGGUGCGCUACGUGUCUGCCGGACCACAGAACCCGGCGUGUGGCUGGUGGGCCUUCACCCCCGAGUGCCUGCAGGCCUUCAACACACCCAGGGGCUUCCUGUUCUUCCUGUGCGUGGCCUCCUUCCUGCAGGGCAUGACAGUGAACGGCUUCAUCAACACUGUCAUCACCUCCAUCGAGCGCCGCUAUGACCUGCUCAGCUACCAGAGCGGCCUCAUCGCCAGCUCCUACGACGUGGCCGCCUGCCUCUGCCUCACCUUCGUCAGCUACUUUGGGGGCAGCGGACACAAGCCCCGCUGGCUGGGCUGGGGUGUGCUGGUCAUGGGCGCCGGCUCACUGGUGUUCGCGCUGCCCCACUUCGCUGUGGGCCCCUACCAGGUGGAGGUGGACGAGGGCGUUGGGACGUGCCGGGCCAACGGCAGCGUGGCGUGCGGGGACAGCACCUCGGGCCUGUCCAGCUACCGGCUGGUCUUCAUGCUGGGCCAGUUCCUGCACGGUGUCGGCGCCACGCCGCUCUACACGCUGGGCGUCACCUACCUGGACGAGAACGUCAAGUCCAGCUACUCGCCCGUCUACAUUGCCAUCUUCUACACCGCGGCCAUACUGGGCCCUGCAGCUGGCUACCUAAUCGGAGGCGCCCUGCUGAACAUUUACACGGAAAUAGGCCGACGGACAGAGCUGACCACCGAGAGCCCACUGUGGGUCGGCGCUUGGUGGGUCGGCUUUCUGGGUGCUGGGGCCGCCGCCUUCCUCGUCGCAGUGCCUAUCCUCGGCUACCCGCGGCAGCUGCCAGGUUCCCAGCGCUACGUGGUCAUGAGAGCGUCUGAAACAUACCAGUUAAAGGACAGUGGCCACAAGGCAGCCAGCAACCCUGACUUCGGGAAAACCAUCCGAGACCUGCCUCUCUCAAUCUGGCUCCUCCUGAAGAACCCCACGUUCAUCCUGCUCUGCCUGGCUGGGGCCACUGAGACCACUCUCAUCGCCGGCAUGUCCACCUUUGGCCCCAAGUUCCUCGAGUCCCAGUUCAGCCUGAGUGCCUCGGAAGCUGCCACCUUGUUUGGGUACCUGGUGGUGCCGGCAGGUGGCGGCGGCACGUUCUUGGGCGGCUUCCUGGUGAACAAGUUCAAGCUCCGCGGCUCAGGUGUCGUCAGGUUCUGCCUGCUCUGCACCCUGACCAGCCUGCUGGCCGCCUCCGUGUUCUCCCUGCACUGCCCCAACGUGCCCAUGGCCGGCGUGACGGCCAGCUACGGCGGCAGCCUCCCGCCCCGAGGCCCCCUGGAGCUGAUGGCCGCCUGCAACGCCGACUGUGGCUGCCGACCGGAACACUACAGCCCCGUGUGUGGCUCCGACGGCCUCAUGUACUACUCGCCCUGCCACGCAGGAUGCCCAGAGGUGACUGUGCCCGGCCCCGGCGGCCAGAAGGUGUACCGAGACUGUAGCUGUGUCUCUCAGAAUUGUUCCUCUGGUUUUGGCCAUGCCACUGCAGGGAAAUGCACUUCAACUUGUCAGAGAAAGCCCCUCCUUCUGGUUUUCAUAUUCGUUGUAAUUAUGUUUACCUUCCUCAGCAGCAUUCCUGCGCUAACCGCCACCUUACGGUGCGUCUGUGACCAGCAGAGAUCCUUUGCGCUGGGAAUCCAGUGGAUUGUGGUUAGAAUUUUAGGCGGCAUCCCGGGGCCCAUCGCCUUCGGCUGGCUGAUCGACAAGGCGUGCCUGCUCUGGCAGGACCAGUGCGGGCAGCAGGGCUCCUGCUACGUGUACCACAAUGCAGCCAUGAGCCGCUACAUGCUCAUUGCCGGGCUGGUGUACAAGGUCCUGGGCUUCCUCUUCUUUGCCGCUGCCUGUGUCCUGUACAAGCCCCCAAAGGGAUCUUCCAACGGCCUGGAAGCUUCUCUGCCCAGCCGGUCCUCGGCCUCCGACAACCCUACAGGCCUCCAGGAUGACCCCUCAGCCCUCCAGCUCCAGAAUAACGUCUGAUGGCCCACAUGCCCGUCCAGGGGCAGGGGCCAGCCACUCGGCACUUCCAGAGACAUUGCCUCAUUUCUCCCCAGAAGGGCUGACCCCCUGCUGAUUGAUCCCCCAGCUCUGAGGACCCUUCCAAAAUCUCCCAUUGGACCCUCGGGGGACUGAGCCGGGAGGUGAGUCUGAGCCUCAAGGGCACCAAGGAGAAAGAAUGUGAGGCACACCUGAAAUGGACGUGCCACCCUCCUGGCCCCAGCCGGCCCUGGCCGGAGGGGAACGGGGUGACUGCUCUCCCGCUGGGAAGCAUGUGGCCCCGCGGCGCCCGAGGCAGCGCUGCCUUCUCUUCCCUCUCCCUGCUCAUUCCACGUUCUCCUGAUGUUUCCCAAUGGACGCAGCCGGAUGGCGUAGACAGGGGCCUCGGGGACCCCGGACACGUUAACGGGGGGCUCUGAAGACAGCCUAUGCCAUCUGUCCGUAACUCCGUCCGUGCUUAUGAAAGUGCAGAAGCACCCUCGGGUUUAGGCAAGACGCUGCCCAUCUCUCUUGUUUCUUUUUUAAACGGAUGUGUGAAGCUGGUGGCUGCCCGGCAGUUUAUAAGUUACUGUUCCCUCCGGGAGAUGCAGAAGCAUCCACCACGACCUUGGAUGCGCCCACAGAACUGGCGCUCGGCUUUCAUUGACAGCGCACGGCGCUGUGGGGUCGCUCGAUGGAAGGUAGAGAGCACUGACCCCACUGUGGGGGCGCCAGCGGGCCAGCUGGUGCUUCUGAACCGUCCACCGCGUCUUGCACCCGGCCUGGCCCUGACCUCCUGGUGAAGGGGGAGCUGGGUGUGAGGCCGUCCCCAGGGGCGCGGUCCUCGUGGAGCUUCUCCUGGGUGUUUUGUUCAAAACCUGCUGUCGCCUCCUGUCCUCAGAGCUGCACGGCCCCACAGGGGUAAGGGAGCAAAGUGCAUAAGCAUGUAUUUAUGGACCUGUAUUUUGCAUAAACACUUAUCUGUAGAGUUUGUUUUUGUCUGAUGGUGUGGUGGGCAUGGCAGCAAACUCAUAGGCACCUGUGUGAAUUCUGCCCGGAAGGUGUCGAGACGUCCAUGGGAUGCGUGUGUGUGGGCACCUCAGCUAAAAUUGUGUGUACGUAAAUAUAUUUUAAUAUUUAAAGCAUA